CGAACCACCAAGUUCUCUACUUCCGUAGUUGCUAUUCUCUCCUCAUGUAUACCAGCAUACGAUGAGUCACAGUCAAGCAGCGUCUCCGCUUGCUGUCUCGCCGCUACAUCAUCAGAACAGAGACUCCUCACAAGGUGUCUGGAGCUCGGGCAAAGGAGCUCCUCAGGAGAAUGUCAGUGCCUCUAGCAGUGGCAGCCGACGGCCUCGAGAGCAGAUAAGGGCCGAAGACGUCCCACAGGAUGACAGCUUCCCAAGUCCGGCCGCUUCGUAUCAGGGCUCUUCGAAUAGAGUGCAGCGAGAGGGCACUCCCACCGAGGUCGGACGGCAGAUUGAGCCCUUUUCAGCAGAGGAGGAGACGGCCGAGGAGACCGACAAGGCCAGCAAUGGCGAGGGCGAUCCUCCCGUCUCUCGUCUACAUGCCACACUACGACAUUGUGCCAUACUUGGACUGCUGGCUUUCGCAUCGAUAUGGGGCACACUCACUCGAGAGGGACUGAUAGCGUUGAACACGUACGAUGGACAGAGCAUCAAGCCUGUCAUCUGGGCUCAGGCGGUGGGAUGUCUGGUCAUGGGAUGGACAGUCGCUAACAAGGAAGCCCUGGACCGACUAUACCCACCUGUGUUCGUCAUGCUGGGGACUGGAUACUGUGGCAGCGUGACCACAUUCUCCACAUGGAUCUUGAAUGUCUUUCAAGCUUAUGGAGACCAGAGCCAUUACAAUCGACACGGACUGCACAAUGUAAUGGAUGCUCUGACGCAGACCUUUGCUACUCUUGGUAUCUCUAUCGCCGCCUUGACAGCAGGCAAGCACCUUGCGCGAGUCCUACCGGCCACAGCUGUCGUGGAUUUCAUCGAAUCAGCAGCUAGCAAGAGGCGUCGGCGCAAGUCGCGGCGCUCUCUCUCAUCCUCCCAUACUCAGGCAGUGAAUGGUGACUCCCAUCGCGCUCAAGAGCACAAGACGACCUCAACAUACCCGCCUUCGGGCCACAAGACCCAUUUGAUACCCUCGAGCACUCGCUCGAAUCCUCCACUGACACCGAUAGUCGAUGUCUUCUGUUUUCUGGUUCUGGGAAUCGGAUUCUGGAUUGGUGCAGUCCUCCUCGCAGCCCUACCACCACAAGCGGAUUUCCGACCGUUGACAUUUGCUCUGGUCUUCUCCCCUCCUGGAGCAAUCCUGCGCUGGUACCUCUCACCUCUCAACUCCGCCAAGGGAUCCAAACGGUUUCCCUAUUGGCCUUUGGGUACCUUCAGUGCAAACAUUCUCGCAGUUUUCAUCAUCUGUGCCCUAUUCGUGGGUCAGCACUACGGACCAACAGGCACACGUCUGGCUGCUUCGACUACUGUGAGCUGCCAAGUGCUGUAUGGCCUCCAAGAGGGCUUUUGCGGCUGCCUGAGCACCAUCUCUACGUUUGCGGUGGAGCUGAGGAAUCUGAAGCCGAAGAGGAGAGCGGUUGGGUACGCAGUAGGCAGCUAUGUCAUCGGCAUUGCCAUCUGUGUGCUGCUCAUUGGAGCGCCGUGGUGGUCGCAGGGCAUGGAUGGGAGCUGUGAAGGAUUGCUAUCGUAUCCAAAGUAGAGUAGACCUGCAAUGUACAAUAUCCGUGGUUCAGCAAUGUACAAUAUC
Messenger RNA from Microstroma glucosiphilum, 1621 nucleotides. RefSeq lists its product as hypothetical. Bases 62 to 1573 code for a protein of 503 amino acids. Gene Ontology annotation, cellular component: membrane. Gene Ontology annotation, biological process: fluoride transmembrane transport. The transcript has 3 exons. The record is from RefSeq and is a predicted model, not a curated record. Lineage: Eukaryota; Fungi; Basidiomycota; Exobasidiomycetes; Microstromatales; Microstromataceae. Gene Ontology annotation, molecular function: fluoride transmembrane transporter activity.